AUGUCGAUGACAUUUUGUAUGAUUUUAAAUCUUUGUAUUUUAAAUUUAGUGCAAUAAUUUUCUGAAGAAACAUCACAGAUUCAAAAUUAUUAAAAUAAAAGCUGUUUUCCGAGCAACAGGUUUUUCUUAAGUGAUCGAUAUAAACGUGGUUCUUGCUUGAAAAUGGAAAAGAGCGAAGAUAACUACGCAGUGCAAAUAACUGACGUAGACAAAUUUUUUGGAUCAAAUAUUGUUUUGAGUAAGCUGUGUAUGAAAGUAAAACGGGGAAGAAUAUAUGGAUUAUUGGGAGCAAGUGGCUGUGGAAAAACUACAUUGCUAAAGGCAGUAGUUGGUACUUGUAAGAUAGAUAGCGGAGAAAUCAAUGUAUUAGGAAAAUUAAUCAGUGAAGGAAAUGAUGAAUUUCCAGUUUCAAAACUUGGUUACAUGCCACAGGAUAUCGCUUUAUGUGGAGAAUUCACUGUACAAGAUGCCAUAUUUUAUUUUGGACGUCUGUUCGGCAUGAAACACAAAGAUAUAUUGGAAAGAUAUGAUAAACUAUAUAAUCUAUUAGAGUUACCCCCACAUAACAGAUAUCUUCGAAAUUGUAGUGGGGGAGAACAAAGGCGGGUAUCCCUAGCAGCCACAUUGGUGCAUAAACCAGAUCUCCUCAUCUUGGAUGAACCGACUGUUGGAUUAGAUCCCUUAAUAAGAGAAAGAAUCUGGCAGCAUUUAUUGGAACUCACCAGGACUGAUAAUGUUACUGUUAUCAUCACAACUCAUUAUGUUGAUGAAUGCCGCGAUGUGGAUACGAUAGGUUUACUAAGGAAAGGCAAAUUAUUAACAGAAGAGUCUCCAAAAUAUUUGAUGGCGAAAUACGAAGCCGAAACGCUAGAAGAGGUGUUCUUAUUUCUAGCACGAGAGGAUAAACAACGAAGACGAUCCAGUUUACCAGGUCUAGAAAAAUUUAACAAAAUUAAACCUAAGACGAAAACCUCCCGCCACUGUAUAAAAAGUUUAUCUGUUGAUAGAAAAAGAUUUGGUGCUUUAUUAGAUAAAAAUUGGAAACAGUUUUAUCGAAAUAUUACGGGCAUCUUCUUCCUUUUGUCGUUUCCACUCCUGGAAAUCGGAGCAUUUUUAACGUCUGUUGGAAGAGAUGUAUCGAAUAUUCCUAUUGGUAUUGUUAACAACGAACUUAUGGACUGUGCAAAUUUUACGCCAAAUGGUACGACAGACCCAUUUGCAUUUUUUCAAUGUCAUUUCUAUAACAUGAGUUGUCGAUUUUUAACACAUCUUGAAGAUCCAAUGAUUAAUAAGAUAUUCUAUCCAAAUAUCGACGACGCUAUGUUAGGGGUAAAACAAGGUGAUAUAUUUGGAAUUAUUUAUAUGCCCAAGAAUUUUUCUGAAAAUUUUGAACUAAGAUUUGACACGAGAGAUCCUGAUGAUAUCGUUGUCGACUUUAGUCAGAUUAAAGUUUGGUUGGAUAUGUCAAAUUACCAGAUUGCUUUAUCGAUGAAACAGAAGCUAAUCGAAAAGUAUAAGGACUUUCAAGAGUCUGUCUUUACGGAAUGCAAAUUUGUGCUAAAACUUUAUGACCAACCACUUCGAAUGGACAACUUUUAUGUUGGAUCUAACAAAAACGAACCGUUUUUAGUAUUUAUGAUUCCCGGAAUUCUUAUAACAAUCCAGUUCUUCUUGGGAGCAGUGAUGACCUCUCAGACCAUAAUAACAGAUAGACACGAUGGCGUCUGGGACAGAUCUGUCGUUGCAGGAGUGACUUCCAUGGAGAUAUCCCUAAGCCAUCUUAUCUUACAAAGCAUCAUUGUUUUCUUCCAAACGGGCGAACUUAUGUUUUGUGCGUUUGUACUAUACCAGUUGGAAUAUGUUGGAAGUAUCUCUUUAAUGUUCCUAUUAGUUUUAUCGCAAGGCAUUUGUGGAAUGGCUUAUGGUUUUUUUAUUUCUGUCAUAAGCACAGAUCACACAAUGGCGAAUGUUGUGCUUACAGGAUUAUAUCUUCCAGUUAAUUUAUUAAGUGGUUGGAUGUGGCCUGUGGAAGGUAUGGUAUAUGGUUUAAGGAUCUUGGCAAGGAUAUUUCCACUUACCAUAGCCAUAGAAUCUUUGCGUAACGUUUUAAAAAAGGGAUGGACUAUUCAAUAUUUGGGAGUUAUAGACGGAUUUCUAAUAGGAGGAGCAUGGACUAUCUUCUUUGGCGCUGUUAGUGUCUAUAUACUUUCAAUUAAACGAUAAGAAACAUCAUCUUUGAUUUUUAUGUUAUAAAUAAAAAAAUAAAAUAGGUUAUAAAUAAAAA
This is a messenger RNA of Diabrotica virgifera virgifera (western corn rootworm), 2284 nucleotides long. RefSeq names its product ABC transporter G family member 23. The record is from RefSeq and is a predicted model, not a curated record. Gene Ontology annotation, cellular component: membrane. Gene Ontology annotation, molecular function: ATP binding; ATP hydrolysis activity; ABC-type transporter activity. The transcript has 14 exons. NCBI's taxonomy places the organism in Eukaryota, Metazoa, Arthropoda, Insecta, Coleoptera, Chrysomelidae. Bases 163 to 2223 code for a protein of 686 amino acids.